Drosophila ficusphila is the source of this 1209-nucleotide messenger RNA. RefSeq names its product period clock protein. The transcript has 2 exons. Lineage: Eukaryota; Metazoa; Arthropoda; Insecta; Diptera; Drosophilidae. Bases 419 to 796 code for a protein of 125 amino acids. The record is from RefSeq and is a predicted model, not a curated record.
CUUAGUAGAAUCGAAUAGGACACACACAACCGACACAGUUAUACACACACACACCGUUUGAACAAAAAAAAUAUAUAGGAAAAUCGUAAAAAAAUAAUAAUCAAACGGUAAAAAUCAUAGCCAACGAGUUCGCAACGUGCAACACAAUCGCGACUUGCGACUUGGACGCCCAGUCGCGUUGAACAGAUCUUUUGCACGGCUGCAAAGGAGUCCUUUCGAUCGCUCAGACAGAGCUCCAAAUUGGUAAGUUCAAAGUUCAAGGCUCGCGAAGGACUAAGAGUGGACCCCGAUCAAGUGGAAGCCGAGGGCCAAUCGGGCCAAGAGGCCCAACGGAGCCCCAGGUUCAAGCCACACCGACCACUGGUUCCAGCCCGAUUUCUUUUCCACUUUUGAUAGUUUCCUUCUCAACGCUUUCAAGAUGGUGAUCAAUCUGAAUCCGGGCACCUCGACGAACGCGAAUGCCAGCAACCACGGUGGCUUCGGCGACGGUAACAUCUUCGGCGGAAACGGAAACGGAGGCGGAAACGGUAGCGGAAAUGGCAACGGCAGCGGCGACGCCAGCGGAAGCGGAAAUGGCGCCGGCGGCGGUGGCGCUACCAGCAACCUGAUGGGCAUCAUUAGCCACUCGGUUUACGAGGGGAUCGUCUACUUGCACGUGAUCUGCGCCGGUGAAUCGACGGCCAAGUGGAUCACCUUGGACGAGGCGAUGGCCUACUGUCCCAGCGGCGUGGUGGCCUACACCAAAUUGCAGCUGGCCGAGAUCUACGGCGUGCCGAUGGAGCUGCUCUUCGAGUGACAAGAAGUGGCAUCCUCCGGGAUCCGGGAUCUUGGGAAAGGGAGCUGGAAUGGGAUUCGCGUGUGCUCUGCUCAUCGCUUCCACGGAAUUGCAUUUGAACUUUGGCACUGUUGUCCAAAUCUAGCAAAUCAAGUAUUUAAACUCUUGCUAAUUUUUCGCUUCACAAGCGAAAUCAAAAUCCUAAGUUCCCGUGUUACGAGAUUUUCCCCGAAAAAGGCAAAAAAAAAAAAAAUCAGCAACCGAUUGCAAAAAGUGAAGAUUUCCCGUCGAGGAGAAGACAUAUCUUUCUUGACUGGAGGAUAUAUAUACUUUUGGCAAAGCUCGGGGAUAUAUUGUAAAUAACGCUUGAGAGAAAUGUAUUUAAGCAGCUCAAAAUAAUUCAUAAAAAUCGUAAAUGAAUGUCAAAACCGUAA